AUGAAAACCGAGAAGGCCCAAAAAGAGGAAAAAACAAAUAGCGGUAAUAUAGGCACAAUACUAAUACAAGUUACGGGUAGCAACAACGUUGAAAUGGAACCACAAAAAAGGAAAGGAUUUGAUAGGAAGAGCAAUGAGAUGAAGAGCAAUGAGAUGAAAAGUAAUGAGAUGAAAAGAAGUGAGAUGAAAAGUAAUGAGAUGAAAAGUAAUGAGAUGAAAAGAAGUGAGAUGAAAAGUAAUGAGAUGAAAAGAAGUGAGAUGAAAAGUGCAGAGGACAUGUAUAUUGAUGCAGUAGAUGGUGAAAGUGCCAAGGGGACCAUUGAACGGGCAAAGAGGCUUAAAGGGAAGGAAGAUGAGCAAGAGCACGAGUACUGCAUACUUAACAGAAAAAGAGAAGAUAAUCAAAGGAAAAAAGAUAAUACAUGUGAUAGGGAUGAAACUACUGAUGAUAUUGUCAAUGUUAGUGGAUAUGGUAGUGGCACUAGCAGUGGAAGUAUCCAUUUGAAUGGACUUCCUAAUGAUGGACUGCUGAAGAACGUCGAAUUUCACAAAAUAUACGAAAGCGACGACAAUCACGUGUCGAGGAAAAAUAGCACAGUCGAUGUGGACAACAAAAGUAGUCAAGGAAAAACGAUAAAAACAAAAAAAAAAAAUAGUAAUAUAAUAUUAAAUACAUCAGUGCUUCAGUCGUAUAUCCAUAAGAGUUAUGACAAGGUAUCAACUGCUCUGAUAAAAACGUCCAAGACGUUCCUGGGAAAAAAUUGUAACACGUGUAAUGAUAGCGGUGAUAGGAGCAUUGACAGGAGCAAAGACAAGAGCAACGACAAGAGCAAAGACAAGAGCAACGACAAGAGCAAGGACAAGAGCAAGGACAAGAGCAAGGACAAGAGCAAGGACAAGAGCAAGGACAAGAGCAACGACAAGAGCAAGGACAAGAGCAACGACAAGAGCAACGACAGGUACUGUGACAGACGCAAAAGUAGCUACUCUGAGGGGGAAGACGAGGGGAACGAAAGAAAAGAUAAAUAUUACUGUAACGAUAAUGACAACAUAAAGUCGGAACUGCUAAAAAAUUACAAAAAUGAGAUGAGCAGUAGCAGUGCAGACAAUUUUAGCGCAAAAAUUUUUUUUGAAAAAAAUUCAAAAAUAAUUAACAGAAUCCUUGAAGAGGAUAAUCAUAAUAUGAAAGAGUAUAAGGAGCAUAUUAUGGAAAAAUAUAAAAAGCUAUCUGAAAAUAAUAAUAUAUCAAAGUUUUAUAAAGAUUUAAAACAAUUAUUAGAUGAGAGAACAUUAUUAAUUAAUUUCAUUUUUUAUUACAAAGAUAUGAAUAUUAAUUAUAAAAAGGAUUUAUACAAAUAUCAAACGUCCUAUGAUAUAUUAGCAUCUGAAAACGAACAAAUAAAACAAAAUAAUAUAACAUUAAAAAAACAUAUUGAUUUUUUAAGUGCUAAUGAGAAUAAGCAAGACGACUGUAAAUAG
Plasmodium malariae is the source of this 1479-nucleotide messenger RNA. RefSeq names its product conserved Plasmodium protein, unknown function. Bases 1 to 1479 code for a protein of 492 amino acids. Lineage: Eukaryota; Apicomplexa; Aconoidasida; Haemosporida; Plasmodiidae. The transcript has a single exon. The record is from RefSeq and is a predicted model, not a curated record.